AUGCAACCUCUCAGAUCGCCUGGUCACCGUCCCCCACAUGGUCACCAGUCGCAAAAAUUGGUGGAUGAACUUGCGGAUAGGGUAGAUGCUCUUGAGAAGUCGUCUCUCAACCCGUCUCGUUUGUCGCGCGGCGAUUCUACGGAGCAGGUUGUUGGUCUAACACCCAUCACCGAGGACGCACGAUCGGAAGUCGAACGACAGGAGGAUCAAGGACGCAGUUCACAUACCCUCAAGGAACUGCGAAAGCAGAUGGAAGAUCUCCUUGUAUAUCAACAGAUGCAGCAAACCCAACCAGUCUCAUCUCAGAAUCAGCCCGCCUCCGCCCCCUCGAAUGAUACCCCAAGAAAGAGACGUUUGUCAAGUGCAUUGUCUAAUACCUCAACGGAAGCCCCAUUCACCAGCUCACAUACCUCCGCAGGCUCGGUAAGUUCCGCAGGGACAAUCAGAGGUGUCCAGAUAGAGACACCCUCCGAUCGCAAACCAGCAUACACGCCGUCCUAUCCCUUUCCACACAUACAGACCAAACCAUCCAAAAUGGGAAUCGAAUCGAUAGGACGUGGACCAUUCAGACUGAAGCUUCCAUCGGAGAAACUCCAUUCUUCGACACCAGGGUACCAAACUCUACCUUCAGAACCAAAAGCGUCGGAACCGCAUCCGACCUUUCUGCCCGCUCAUCAUAGCCAGACGCAGGAAGAUCCGAAUUUUGCCAGUCCCGAUCUUUAUGACCUGACACUUCAGUUGAAUGCGGAUUCGGGACUCGAAUUGUGGUGGACCAACCUCAUUAAUAUAUUGCAAACACAUUACGGGGCUGAGCGUGUGUCGCUGGCUGUCCCUGGAGAUGUGACCGAUUUGGAGAACGUACCUUGGGGCCAAAAGGCGAUAUUUAACCAGAACGUGGAUACCUCGUUGCAUGAACUUCAAGCACGUCAUAUAGAGAAGAGACCAUCAACUGAGGCACCCCACUCGCGCAAAAGCGUCUCGCAACAGAAACCCGAGACCGUCCACCAGGCUAGAAUGCCUGGACCUUCUCGACCAUCUUUAUUAUCCCGCCACUCAUUCGCUGGGUUUGAUAAAGGCCAAGGCCACACCCCUCACGCUACCAGCCGACCACAACUUUCGAAGAUAAAUGUCAAGCCCGAGAAAAGGCACGUACAUAUCGCUUCUCAAGACUCGCCAUCCACGGAUGAUUGGACGGAGAACUCCGAAGCCAAAGACGAAUCACUCAAUAGUCUCCUCGGCAAUAUGCGGCAGGCUGUGUUCCCCAUUCCUAGACCAUUGGAGGUAGAACUAGAUCCUCUCAUCAAGCGUACAGGCGUGGUCAAGUUAUUUGGGCGUACCCGUCCCACUAUCUUAACACGUGAGUAUGCAGAGAGCGCGCAAUAUCCGCAGCGUUGGACUGAGUCCGCCAACAGUCCAAAUGAGAUGGUCCAAGUUACUCCUGACGUUGAUGGUCCGGUUGGCUGUGGAAUGGGGAAUGUACCGAUGCAGCAAGGCUUCGGUGCCCAUGGCUUGAAGCAAUAUGAUGAAUAUGAGCAGGUUCCGCAGUCUCCGUGGUCUCAGUCCCCUGCUCCAUCGCCUGCUCCCCGCACGCACGCAGAGCAGAAUCCGUUCUUCACAAGCCAUGCCGUCGAUGAAGGAGCUUUCUCCAAGCAUCCGCCUUCGCACGACUACUCUAAUAAUCUUCCACUUGAGGCUAUUGGCAUCGAUCAGUCGAAGACCGUUAUCCAUAUUCCUCUAUUACAUGGUGGUCACUCUCACCGGGAGUCCUCAUCGACGGUGAGAUUUCCCGUUGCCAUUGUGUCAAUGUUGUGCACAAUCGUUCCAUAUCCUCCUAACCUCAGACAAUCACUCUCGCUUCUGAUGCCGCAUUUGACAAAUUCUUUCUGCUUGGCUCAGCGAUAUAGCCAGCUUGAAAAACAACUCUCAUCCAAGAUGGAAACACCUCGCUAUGGUCAACUUUUAGGCCUCGGCGGCACUUUCUCCGAUGCAAGCAGUGAGCUUGAGCUUGUUGCGGGACUAAGCGGUCACGUCAGCUACUCCGUUGGCGACAACAACAACCCAAUGUCCGCGUCCGCAAGUACCAAUAGCCCUAGUGAUCGUUCGUCUGUUAAGUUCAGUCCUACUAUUUCUGCCAUUGGGACACCGGGAUUUGAUCUUGGCAAUAUUGGAUUCGGGUCCGCAAAUCCGUCCCCAGGAGUGGCUUCACGACAGGGCGGAGAAGGUGCUGACAGCUACUUCAAUGUCCCGCAAAACAAAAGUGUCCGUGACAGUGCAUUGCAGAGUAGACCACGGCUUUUCAGAUCUAAGACCACCAAUAUCGACUCAAGGACAACAAUUUCUCCCGAAAAAGUGGCCUGGAAAUCAAUCCCCAGCGAUGAGACCAACCUACAAGACCAAUCGUUCUACGUCGCAUCACCACUGCAAGAGAUCAGACCGCCCAAUGUUCUUUCACCUACUCAGCAAUCAUCACGUCAUGCCUCUACGAACUCGUUGUACGCCCAACUACAACGGGAGCUCCCGCGCCCGUUCUCUGACACGAUAGCACAGCUGAUGCUUAAUUCGAUCCCUUUGCAUUUAUUCCUGGCAAAACCCGAGAGUGGCGAAGUGAUUUGGACAAAUUCCAAGUUUGAUGCUUACAGACGAAGUCAGCACCAGGAGCAAAAAUUUAGAGAUCCUUGGCAAAAUAUUCAUAGUAGCGAGAGUGAGCAUGUUCAUACCAAAUGGGCCAAUGCUCUGCGCACGGGGGCACAGUUCACUGAAAGAGUGAGGGUCCGAAGGUUCAACGAUGAAUCAGCAUAUCGCUGGUUCAUAUUCCGGGCCAAUCCGCUGCUAUCGUCAACAGGAGAGGUACUUUACUGGAUUGGGUCUUUUCUCGACAUUCAUGAGCAGCAUAUUGCUGAGCUUGAGGCAACUCAAGAGAGGGAAAAGUUUGCGAUUGAUGCAAAGUAUCGUGCAUUUUCCAAUUCGAUCCCACAGAUUGUGUUUGAGGCAACGGAGAACCGCGGAUUGAUAUUUGUCAACGAGCAGUGGAAUCUGUACACCGGCCAACCGCUCGAGGAAGCGCAUGACCUCGGCUUCGCUAAACAUGUUCAUCCUGACGAUCUCGAAAAGUGUGGUGAACUGUCGCUCAACAAAACAUCUCAGAACGCGGAACGAAGUGAUGGCGGGCCUUAUGAGUUCAUGGUCGGAACAGCUCUUGACGAGCUUGUCAGGCGCGGCAUUGCUUCUUUGCAGCAAGAUGAGAAUGGCCGAGUCUUCUAUUCUACCGAGAUCCGCCUUCGUUCUCGAGGUGGUGAUUUUAGGUGGCAUCUGGUUCGCGUAGUACGCGUGAAGACUAGCAGUUUCGGGAGCGAGGAAGCCUCCUGGUACGGAACAUGUACCGACAUCAACGACCGCAAAAACCUCGAAAGAGAACUCAACAAGGCCAUGCAACAGUUGAAUCACCAAAUGGAGUCCAAGACAAAGUUUUUCAGCAACAUGUCCCACGAAAUCCGAACCCCGCUGAAUGGCAUUCUUGGUACAAUUCCGUUCAUACUCGAUACGCAGCUUGACAGUGACCAGAGGCGAAUGCUUGAUACCAUUCAAAACAGCUCCACUAACCUUCGUGAGUUAGUUGACAACAUCCUUGAUGUUUCCCGUGUCGAAGCUGGCAAGAUGACAAUGGUCAAAUCUUGGUUCCAUAUCCGAUCAAUGAUCGAGGAUGUAAUCGACACUAUCGCCUCCCGAGCGGUCGAUAAGGGUCUCGAGAUCAACUAUCUCAUAGGCAAAGACUUGCCAUCAAUGGUGAUUGGAGAUCGGUUCCGAAUUCGUCAAGUCCUGAUCAAUCUUCUCGGAAAUGCAGUCAAAUUCACUGCGCAUGGUGAAAUUCACAUCUGCUGUGACAUGUAUCGGGAUCCAGCUGCGAAUCCCAAUGACACCCAGGCAUACAUGAACUUUGAGGUCGUGGACACCGGAAAGGGGUUCAGCUCUCAAGAUGCGGAACGACUUAUGCAACGAUUCAGUCAGCUUGGAGAAAAUGGGACACAGCAACAUGCUGGUAGCGGCCUCGGGCUUUUCCUGUCGAAGCAACUCGUCGAAAUGCAUGGCGGAAAGCUCACUCCCAGCAGCAAAGAGGGCCAGGGAGCAAAGUUCUCUUUUAACGUCAAGGUCGAUGCGCCUCCGCCACCUUCCCCCUCUGAGCAGCCCAAAUUGAUGCGCCAGGGUUCAGGCGCUUCAAGAAGACCGGCAAAGUCUAGAACGACCUCUUAUCCACAAGCACCUCCUCUAGCCGCCCGAAACUCCGACUCAUCCAGCAAAAGCUCUGAUACUACACUUUCUGCCUCGUUAUCAGUUACAUCCUCUGCCCUCCCGACUCCAGAUAUUGGCCCUGCACCCCUGUCUUCUCCAUUAGAGCAGACAACAGAUUUGACGAAUCUGGCAGACGCAGUCUCGAGCUCAAGGACCCAACCUGCCGUUACAAAGCCCGACGAACCAGUCAGCGUAGCGUCACCUGAAUCUGCCUCUCCAGAUACACCAGUAGGCCCGGUAUCUGCGCCUGUCCACGGACCUUUCUCGAUCGUAAUUCUGUGUCCGCUCAAAAACUCCCGGCAUGCCAUAAAGCAGCACAUCGAGCAGAUUGUCCCUCAUGAGAUUCCGUUCGAGGUCACGGCAUUACAUGAUGUUGACGAAUGGAAAGAUGUGAUGCAGUCCACUUCCGAUGCCCAUCCUUGUACACAUCUUGUCUUGAAUCUGUCAACUGAUGAUAUCUUGGAGGUUAUUCAAAACAUGUCAGACCCGGGCUUAAAUCCCGCGCCCGUCAUCGUCAUCAUUUCAGACCUUUACCAAAAGCGUCAAAUUAGUUCACAGGUCAAGGAGCUAGCAGCUUCAGGAAAGCAGGUUUUCAUUGUGCCGAAGCCUAUCAAACCUUCUGCUUUCUCAACGAUCUUUGAUCCCAAGAGCAAGCGUGAGCUGAGCAAGGAUCGCAACCAAGACAUGGCGCGCGAGAUCAAUAACAACUUCAAGACCGUUUCUAAGAUGGUCAAAGAAGUUUUAGGCAACAAGGGUUAUCGAAUCCUGCUGGUCGAAGACGACGAAACCAAUCGCGACGUUAUGCUGAAGUAUUUGGACAAGAUCAAGCUGAUGUCGGAGACUGCAUCCAAUGGACUGGAGUGCACUAACAUGGUGCUUUCUAAAGAGCCGGGAUACUAUUCUCUUAUCAUCUGCGAUAUUCAGAUGCCUAUCAAGAAUGGCUACGAUACCUGUAGAGAGAUCCGUGAAUGGGAGCAAAAGAACCAUUAUCCACAGAUUCCAAUCAUGGCUCUCUCGGCAAACGCAAUGACAGAUCAAAUUGAAAACGCUGCCCGCGCAGGUUUCAAUGACUACGUGACCAAGCCCAUCAAACACAACGAAUUAGGCAAGAUGAUGAUGGGUCUUCUCGAGCCCGGUCGCCCACUGAUGCUUCUGCGAGACCGUCUUAGCCCAGAACAACAACAAGCCAUCGCCACUCGCCGCUAG
Messenger RNA from Penicillium roqueforti, 5493 nucleotides. RefSeq names its product putative sensor histidine kinase/response regulator (gene pkhB). The record is from RefSeq and is a predicted model, not a curated record. Bases 1 to 5493 code for a protein of 1830 amino acids. Gene Ontology annotation, biological process: phosphorelay signal transduction system; protein autophosphorylation. Lineage: Eukaryota; Fungi; Ascomycota; Eurotiomycetes; Eurotiales; Aspergillaceae. Gene Ontology annotation, molecular function: phosphorelay sensor kinase activity; histidine phosphotransfer kinase activity. The transcript is spliced from 3 exons.